Messenger RNA from Xenopus tropicalis (tropical clawed frog), 1581 nucleotides. Its product is annotated as oocyte zinc finger protein XlCOF26-like. The record is from RefSeq and is a predicted model, not a curated record. Gene Ontology annotation, cellular component: nucleus. Lineage: Eukaryota; Metazoa; Chordata; Amphibia; Anura; Pipidae. Gene Ontology annotation, biological process: regulation of transcription by RNA polymerase II.
CACAAUAAAGAGGGAAAUGGAUCCCGUUCCUGGGGCCGCUUCCCCAUUGGCUGAAUCAGAAAUAUUACAGAUAAAGAUAAAGAAAGAAGAACCGGACCCUGAGGACCAUCAGACCCCAAUGGAAAGCUCAGCAGCGCCACUUACUGAUGGGGGGGGGUACAUGAAGGCGGAACCCGAUGCAGACUCUGGCACAACAUAUGGGGGCUCUUUGAAAACUGAGAUCUCCAACCUCUGUGGGACGCAGGAGAGAAUUCACACCGGGGAGAAACCAUUCACCUGUACAGAGUGUGGGAAAAGUUUUCCUUUAAGCAGCAGCCUCCGUAAACACGUGAGAACUCACAUAGGGGUAAAAGGGUAUUCCUGUACAGACUGUGGGAAGGCCUUCUAUGCAAAGGGGCAUCUUCUAAACCACCAAAAGAAUCACGCCGGGGAGAAACCAUUCACCUGCACGGAAUGUGGGAAAAUAUUUACUAGAAAGAGCAACCUUCGCAAACACCAGAGAAUCCACACGGGGAAGAAUCUCUUCACCUGUACAGAAUGCGGGAAACCAUUCACUGAAAAGAGAAACCUGCUGAUACACCAGAGAAUUCACACCGGGGAGAAACCCUUCACCUGCACAGAAUGUGGGAAGAGUUUCAAUUUAUGGAGCACACUUCAGAACCACAACAAAAUUCACACCGGAGAGAAACCGUUCACCUGUAGUGAAUGCGGGAAACGUUUCAGUAUAAAGAACAGCCUGAAGAAGCACCAAAGAACUCACAGCAGAGAAAAACGUUACAGCUGCACAGAAUGUGGCAAAACUUUCUCGAAAAAGAGUGUCUUCCAAAUGCACCAGAUGACGCACACCGGGGAGAAACCCUUCACCUGCGCGGAGUGUGGGAAAAGCUUUGCUAAGAACGGAAACCUUCGCAUUCACCUUGACUCACACUGGGGAGAAACCAUUCGCCUGCACAGAAUGAGGGAAAACAUUUUCUGUUUGUAGCAUUCACAAAAGACACUGGAGCUCAUUCAUUUGCACCAGUGCUGCACCAAUUACCACCAGUGCUGCACCAAUUACCGCCAGUGCUGCACCAAUUACCGCCAGUGCUGCACCAAUUACCACCAGUGCUGCACCAAUUACCGCCAGUGCUGCACCAAUUACCGCCAGUGCUGCACCAAUUACCGCCAGUUCUGCACCAAUUACCGCCAGUGCUGCACCAAUUACCGCCUGUGCUGCACCAAUUACCGCCUGUGCUGCACCAAUUACCGCCUGUGCUGCACCAAUUACCGCCUGUGCUGCACCAAUUACCGCCUGUGCUGCACCAAUUACCACCAGUUCUGCACCAAUUACCACCUGUGCUGCACCAAUUACCACCAGUUCUGCACCAAUUACCACCUGUGCUGCACCAAUUACCACCUGUGCUGCACCAAUUACCACCUGUGCUGCACCAAUUACCGCCAGUGCUGCACCAAUUACCGCCAGUGCUGCACCAAUUACCGCCAGUGCGGAGGAUUCGGAUUUGGUUCAGAAUCAGAAUGUGUCUUUGCUAAAGGGCCCCAGGCCCCUCCAUUUUUCUUUUAUUAAAAUGGUUGAAAAAUUAA